Messenger RNA from Solenopsis invicta (red fire ant), 3532 nucleotides. RefSeq names its product CCA tRNA nucleotidyltransferase 1, mitochondrial. Gene Ontology annotation, molecular function: RNA binding; nucleotidyltransferase activity. Lineage: Eukaryota; Metazoa; Arthropoda; Insecta; Hymenoptera; Formicidae. The record is from RefSeq and is a predicted model, not a curated record. Gene Ontology annotation, biological process: RNA processing. The transcript has 3 exons. The coding region runs from base 190 to 1635 and encodes 481 amino acids.
UUUAUAUAUUUUCUAUAUUGGAUACCGGUAGAGAAUCAUCGAAUGUGUUCCAGAUGACUGAAGAGUGAGGUGACAAACCAAACAAACUGCCGCAUAAGAUGAAGAGGGACGGACGAGGUGGUUGCGUAUUUAUCGUAACACGUGUGUCUUACAUGUGGAAAUAACAAAGCUGACGCAUAUGUAAGAGCGAUGUUAAAUGCAUUGGCACGGCGAACGACAAGUUUCCUUCGUCGCGAGAUUAUUAGCAUAAAGAAGUUCGAGGUUACGAGAACGGUGCACGAAAGGAUCUGGAUAAGGACCAGGAUGGACAGUGACGCGUUGUCGUCGAGGGCCGACCCAGUCGUCACGAAAUUGGACAGCCCGGAGUUUCGCUCUGUCUUUACUCCGGAACUGCAGGCUCUCGCGGAUCUGUUUAAGAAGUACAACUAUGAGCUGAGGAUCGCUGGCGGCGCAGUGCGUGACAUCCUGAUGGGCAAGCGGCCCAAGGAUCUUGACUUCGCAACCAACGCCACGCCGCAGCAGAUGAAGGAGAUGUUUACGCAGGAGCAAAUCAGGAUGAUCAAUGCGAAGGGUGAGAAGCAUGGAACGAUUACGGCCAGAAUAAAUGAUGCGGAGAACUUCGAAAUCACCACUCUGAGGAUUGAUGUGCUGACGGACGGCCGGCAUGCGCAGGUGGAAUUUACGAAGGACUGGAAGCUGGAUGCUAAUAGGAGGGAUCUGACCAUUAAUUCCAUGUUUCUGGAUCUUGAUGGCAGAGUGUACGAUUAUUUCUAUGGUUACGAUGACCUGAAGAAUAGGAAAAUAGUUUUUGUAGGCAACGCUAGUUCUAGGAUAUGUGAAGAUUAUCUUCGAAUUUUAAGGUAUUUUCGUUUCUAUGGGAGAAUAAUGGACAGUCCGGAUCAGCACGAUGAGGCUACGAUAAAAGCGCUGAAAGAGAACAUCGACGGCUUGCAACAGAUAUCCGGCGAGAGGAUCUGGAGUGAAUGGAGCAAGAUACUAACAGGCAAUUUCAGCCUGGAACUGACUCUGAAGCUGCUCGAGUGCGGCGCUAGCAAACACAUUGGUUUACCUGAACAACCCGACAUCGAGAACUUCCGAAACGUUUAUCAGCGUGCGCAGUCUAAUAACGUGACCUUGAAGCCUAUAUCAUUGAUUGUGUCAAUGCUGAAGGACGAAUACGAAAUGAUAAAGUUACACGAGAGACUAAAACUGUCCAAUUCUGAUAGAGAUUUGGCGCUUUUCCUGGUUCAGCAUAGGGAGUAUAAGCCAUGCGAGAAGCCAUUGAAACCUUAUCAGAAACUGGUACUUUUGCAAACGAUGAAGAGGUACGAGAUCCUUCAAGAAUACGUAAAGGAGCUGUUUAGGUACAAUGGUGCAAUGCAGCUUUUAGACGAAUUCGAGCGAUGGACAAUACCGAAAUUUCCUGUCAACGGCAGUAUGUUGGUGAAACACGUGCCGAUACAAAAGAUGACUGGCAAAGUUUUAAUUGAAUUGAAAAGAAUAUGGAUUGAUGCAGACUUUAAUCUUACCAGCGAGCAACUUAUGGAACAUGUACCGAAUAUAGUUGAUGAAUUAGAAGAAAAACAUCAGAUGUUAAUUGAAGAGCGAAAAAAGAAAUUAAAAAAAAUAAAAUAAACAUCUUUGAUAAAACACAAGAGUAGUUUUGUACAGUAAAUAUUAUUCAUCACUCUGGAAAUAGAAGUUUACUAAAUGUUUAAUUAUUUUUAAAUCAAAUAGUUUAGGUAGUUAGUAAUUUAUUAUUACAAAGUGUUUAUUAUCGGAAAAACUUAGAAUUUUCAAGAAAUUUUUUUAUCCUUAAAAAUCAUGGAUUUUCAUGGAAUUUUAUUAAGAUACUCGGAGAAAUUUUUGAAAUUUCACUUUUAAAUUUAAAUUUUAUAUCUCCUUUUUUGACAAAAUUAUUUCUUUGAUAUUUUUUUUAACAAUACAAAAUUAAUAGCAAUAAAUAUGCCAUACAAGUUCAUAUGCACUUUCUUGUAACUUGCGAGCUUAAAAAAAAAGAGUGACAAUAGAAUACAUUAUUUUAAAGAUUUGUUCACGUCGCAUGCUCCAACAUACUGAAAAAGAUGAAAUAAUUUUCGUACAAUUUUUGAUAAGUUAUUUCUAUUGCGAGAUACAAAUAAAUAGAAAAUUUUUGUAUAGGAAGAUACGGAGAUAUAAUUGAAGGAUAUCGGUCAAAUGUAAACGUAAUUAUGUUAAUGUUCUAUGUGGUAUCUGAACACAUAUUUUCCUAACAAAUACGAAAAGAAACGUAUUAUAUGUUAGGCACUGAAAGAUUUAUUAAGAAAUAAAAUCCUGCAUUUUUCUCUUGCGAAUAUAAACUCAACAAGACGUGCUGUUGUAUAUACAAUAGUAGCAGGUGUACAAAAUGAAAUUUGUAAACUACCAUAAAACAUUUCUAAAAUAAAGAGAUUCUUGUUCUUGUGUAACAAGUCACUCUAAUACAUGCAAUAAGUGACUGCGCACGGUAAGUAAACAAAUUGUUACAUAUUUUGCAUAUGUUUAAGAGAAAUGCAUGUUGAAAUAAAAUUACUAGAUAUAACGUUUACAAUGAAUGUAAACGCAUGUUUCUGUUUUUAGAAAGAUUUUCCUUAUUGUGGCUCGCAUGUCUAUCGACAGCCGCACGGAGCAUACAUUCUGUGUGAUAAAUAUAAAUAAAAGGGAAAAUCAUUUAUAUGUAUCGUGUCGUACGUUAAAUUCGGAAUGAAUAGUCGCAAACUGCGAUCGCACAUAAGACAAACGUAAUUUGUCACUUAACUGUCAUACAAUCAUGUGGACUUGCAUAAAAAUAAUCACUUAUAUGUAUUUUGGCUAUUUCAAGUUACAUUAUAUAGAUCGUCCCUAAACACUCAAAUCUUUACAGACGCAUACGCAUUGCUACUGCAUUAAAUGCAAUGUGAUAGGUGUAUAUAUAUGUAUGUAUGUAUGUAUGUAUGCACACACAUGAUAUAUAUACAUCUACAUAUAUAUUUGUAUUUAUAUAUAAGUACAAUAAUACAACAGCUAUUUAGUUAUCGAUACCCACAUCUUAAUACACGUUUUAUUCCUUUACAGAUUUGUAGUAGACACUUUUUGAUAGCGUUACAUUUUGCCGAGUAUGAUUAUCCCGCUUCCUUUGAUUUCACAGGCGAAAUCAAAAACACAAUCGCGUUCUUUAUGUUUUAUCUCUCAUAUGGUAAAGAUCGAUAUUUUAGACUGUGUUUAUUAUUGCCUUAACCCUUCUUGGUGGACAUGAGCUGUGCGUCAUUAGAUGCUACUAGUCAACAAUGUUAUUAGCUAUGUACUUAAGCUGUUUUCCGAUAUACGCUGUCAGGACUAAAAAUCUAUAGUUAACGUUAUGUAUAUUAUAGAUUUUCAAUACUGGAAUAUCGGAGUAGCCUUAGAAGGGCUAAGAUUUGAAAGAAGUGAGAGAUCAAUUUUGAGAAGAGUAAACUCUAAAAAUUCAACCCCUCGAAUGUGCAGUUCAGCGAAUGAAUCACAAUGGGAAAGAAAAUGUAAAAUAGUGUAACUAAAA